AUGCAUACUUGCAGCAUCCAGGUCAACAUCAGUUCCACCAGCAAUGUGCGGAGUUUCUCCAACAGCAUCAAUACGGUCGUUAAAAUCGACGUCCUCGGCCACGGCCAGCACAUCGUCUGCCAGCCUCGUGUUUAUCUCGUCUAUAUCAAAAUCGAUCACGAGGCUUUCAAGAUCGCCACCAAAGCCUGCUUCGGCGAGAUGGAUACUGAGCGAUUCACGUUCCACAUGACCUACACUGUUGCUCAGGCAAACGUCAACUAA
Molecule: messenger RNA, 261 nt
Organism: Penicillium verrucosum
Lineage: Eukaryota; Fungi; Ascomycota; Eurotiomycetes; Eurotiales; Aspergillaceae
Exons: 2
Coding region: 1-261 (86 amino acids)
Source: RefSeq, a predicted model, not a curated record